AGGGGAUGGCUGGGCCAAUUUCAGAGAGAAGACCCCAAACAUGGGUCAGGAGAGUGUUUCUGCCACGCUGGUCCCUCUCAGUAUCAAUACAACUUUCUUCAGCCAACCAAAAUGCCAAAGUACAAGAGCAAACCACAAAAGCUUGAAUUUCCAUGGUCUCCAUGCCGUGGCCAGGUUACAAAGCUGAGCAUCUUCUGCAUCAUGGAGCUGGGAGCACCUCUAGACCCAUUCCUUUCUGCUGGUCCCCUGUGCCAGUCACUGUGUCACCUUGCCCGGUGACCAACAGCUCAACCAGGACCUUCCCAGGGAAACUCCCCCAAGGAUGGGGCCAGGAGCAGGGUCAUCAAGGAGGCCACGCAGCCACAGCCCGUGCUCGAUGAUCUCAGCUGGGAACCUUCACCAGGCGGUGCAGGUGAGGGCUUUGCUGUCUCGGACAAGGAUCCACAGGGGCCUGGCAGCUCCAGGGUCUUCCUGCCGUGUGGAACUGGACUUUGCACUGUUCUGCAAGAAAAGUAAAGGAGAAGAAGGCAAACCGCUCUCAGGACUGUGCCAGCCCGUAGCUUCCCUGUGUGCCCUGGGGCUCAGCAGGAGUGCCGGAGCGGCUGGAUGAUCUAACCGCCUUUGGAGGAGGGCACCCUGAAAAACACCGGGAGAAACACAGCCGUGACUCCACGCCAGGCUGGCUCCUCGCCCGCAGCCCUGGCAGGAAGCGCUGGCAGGCGGGCAGGCAGCAUCCCGGCUCAUCCCGGCGCUUCCCGGCUCAUCCCGGCGCUUCCCGGCGCACGCCCCAGCUCCCAGCCCGGGACCGGCCGCAGCGGAGUCCUUCCAGGCAGCAAGAUGACGCUGUGGGAUGGCUCCUACCCCUUCUACCCUGGAGCCAAUGCCUGCUUCCCCUUUGACACCACCCGGGCUGUCAUCGUCACCGUCUUCCUCUCCAUGUUGUUGAUGUUCAUCAUCAUCCUGCCAGGGAUCCGGGGCAGGGGGCGACUCUUCUGGUUCCUGCGCUUGGUGUUGGGACUCUUCAUGGGAGCAGUGGUGCUCACUGUCCAGUUCACCAGAGACUGGGAGACGGGCUGGGUGCAGGCAAACACCUCCUACAAGUCCUUCAGCCGUGCCCAGGUGGACGUGGACAUCGGGCUGCACAUCGGCCUGGCGGGGGUGAACGUCACACUCAGGGGAAACCCAGUGCACCAGAUCAACGAGACCAUCAACUACAACGAGCACUUUCCCUGGAACUUCGGAGCCGAUUACGACCGCAGCUACAGCGAGGGGCUGGAGAAGGGGCUGCCCAGCCCCAUCCUCUACGUGGCAGAGAAGUUCAGCAGUCAGAGCCCGUGUGCCGUGCACAGGCAGUACCGCAUCGCUGGCCACUACGCGUCCCUCGCACUGUGGCUGGCCUUUUGCACAUGGCUCAUUUCCAUCCUGCUCUUCUCCAUGUCCAUCCUGCUCUAUGGUGGCCACAUGCUUCUGCUCACUGCUGCUCUGAUCCUCUUCUCACUGCUCUUCUUCUUCACCGCGAGAAACACCCCGAAGUGCCCCAUCCAGUUCGGCCCAGUUUCCUUGAGAACAGACUAUGGCGAAUCCUUUUGGCUCACAUUAGCGACAGGGCUGCUGUGCCUGCUCCUGGGGCUGGCCAUCAUCAUCCUCAACUCCGUGCAGCCAGAGAAGCUGAAGCUCAUCUUUAGCCUGGACAAGAGCAGCAAAGAGGAGGUGUGGGACAAGUCCCGCCUGCCAGCUGAGCCCAGCUGCUCUGCACAGGAUGUGCUCAUGGUCCCCCUGGGUGAGCUCUGCCAGGUGACAGCCACCCAGCUCUGAGGCACAGGGAGGCAGGGCAAGGCCUGGAGAUGCUGCUCCUGAAUUCACCAAAUCCAUCAAGAGGCCAGGUGGAAAGAGACAUGACAAGAGCCAAGUGAUGAGAAUAUCCAGAUCUGAAAAGGUGUCUCAAAUACAACAGUUUGCCUUUU
Molecule: messenger RNA, 1964 nt
Organism: Corvus hawaiiensis (hawaiian crow)
Lineage: Eukaryota; Metazoa; Chordata; Aves; Passeriformes; Corvidae
Product: dual oxidase maturation factor 1-like
Exons: 7
Coding region: 838-1815 (325 amino acids)
Biological process (GO): protein transport
Cellular component (GO): endoplasmic reticulum membrane
Source: RefSeq, a predicted model, not a curated record